CCAUUUUGAUAGAGAAGUUGAUAUCAAGUUAUACUGGCAUCUUGUAUUGGUUAUUGUUUAAUACAAUGUUGUUUGUAAAUAUAUUGAUUUGCUUGGCAAUUGUAUUUAUAAGUUACUUUUUUUGGAAGUUCUGCCAAAAAGUGUUUUUUAUUAGAAAAUUAGAUGGUAUACCGGGACCAAAAACAUUGCCAUUUAUUGGUAGUUUCUAUCAUUUUCUGACAAGUUAUGAAGAUUUUGGAAAAAAUGCAUUAAAGGUUCUGCAAGAUUAUCCAUCCUUUUGUCAAGUUUGGUUAUUCAGCAAGUUAUUAAUUGUAAUAUCCGAAAUAGAUACAGCAAAAAUUGUCUUAUACAGCAAAGAUUGUUUAGAUAAAUCUACGCUCUAUAAAUUUAUUCCUCCAUUUUAUGGAAUGGGAUUAUUCACUGCUCCUGCAUCCUUAUGGACUCGAAUAAGAAUAAUGGCUGCACCAACAUUUAGUUCACCCAUGCUGCAAGGUUUCUUUAAUACAUUUAUUGAACAAUCAGUAACACUUACAGAUGAAUUAAAAAACGUUGGGUUACAUGGAAAUGAAAUUAUCUAUCGAGAUUAUAUAGCAAAUUGUGUUUUAAGAAUUGCAUGUGGUAAGAUAAUAUAAUUUAAUAAAUUUAUAAAUUAUUAAUAAUUAUGAAUAUUUUAAGAUGUAUCAAACGCAAAAAUUCCAAAGGAUUAGAAGAUAUUGA
Wasmannia auropunctata (little fire ant) is the source of this 717-nucleotide messenger RNA. RefSeq names its product cytochrome P450 4C1-like. The coding region runs from base 66 to 632 and encodes 188 amino acids. The record is from RefSeq and is a predicted model, not a curated record. Gene Ontology annotation, molecular function: iron ion binding; oxidoreductase activity, acting on paired donors, with incorporation or reduction of molecular oxygen; monooxygenase activity. Lineage: Eukaryota; Metazoa; Arthropoda; Insecta; Hymenoptera; Formicidae. The transcript is spliced from 4 exons.